AUGAGUGCUAGGGUCAAUGACACGGAGUUGCAGAGUGCCGUGGAAGAAUACCUAACCAAUUCGCCCAUAACGGCAAACGUCAGACACUCCAAUCCCAAUCUACAGCCUCUAGAAGGUGAGGACGCUAUCACUCCAGUGGAGCCAAGAACCAAAUUGACAAGGAAAAGACCUUCGCUGCCGCUUCCUGAGCUGCUAAGUACCACCUCAUUGGACACAUCUACAUCCUUGAACACCUCCACAUCAUCGAGAACCUCCACCUCGCAAUUCUUCCAAGCUUUCUGGAAGUUCCAUCUUAUCAAGUUUGGAAACCACAUGUACCUUACCACUAACCCGACACCACGCCACCUUCAUUGUCGCAGCUUUCCGGGCUAUUUUAUCCUGAUUGAUGGUAAUGCUUUGGAUUAUACAAUGUCGUUUGAAGACAUUGAAACCGGGGCUAGCUACCUCCGAAUCCGAAAACGUACCUCAAGAGAAGGUGAAUUUUUUAGGUACAAAGUCAGGCGGGCACGGGGGAUUCAGAACGGCAGAAUCUCCGAAAUAGACAAUCCAGAAGUGCACGAAAACUUUCUCAGACGGGAAUUGAUACCUGAAUCCCUCUUUCCGUCUCCUCCAGACGUCCCCAUGGUGAGUUAUCACACUGAGGACUUCAAUGGCACGUCGUGGAGCGUGGGAGCCAUUCCUCGGGCGCGAGAGUCACGAGUCAGCGCAGGUGAGUCAAAGUAUAUCCACAAGCACAACGUUUAUUUCCACAAUACGUUUGAGCUAACUUAUCCAAUUAAUAGUAUUCCUCCAGUCCGGGCUGUGUUCAGACCUAGUGAGGCCAGUGCCCGCAAGAGAAUGAUGCGCUCACUCAACCGGCUUCUGAAGUUUGACAGUGGCAAGCGCAAAUUCAAGCCAGAUGACAUGGACUCAUCCAUGUUCUCAGAGGUUAAAUCCUACUACAAGGCUGGCGAUGGGCUCUAUGGUGAUCAUACUCCAGCUGAUGAUGAACCAGAUAAGCACUCUAAGUGCGGGUGGCUUACAGUAUACGAGGAUGAACAAUUAUUUCUGGAGGCAGGCAUGUUUGACAUGGUUGUUGGGCUCAGUGUGUGUGUUGCCUAUGAGAAGAUGAUAGGAUGA
Messenger RNA from Sungouiella intermedia, 1119 nucleotides. The record is from the annotation of a GenBank genome assembly. Lineage: Eukaryota; Fungi; Ascomycota; Pichiomycetes; Serinales; Metschnikowiaceae.